AGGAGUCUGUUCGAUUUAUAAGCUUCCUACUGCCCUUCCCACCACUUUUCAGGAGUUUCUGAUUGGUUACGUCAUCGGUCUAUACACACCUGUUGCUAAUAAUCAAUCUGCCUUGAUUACCCGGAUAUAGGCUAUGUGGACGAAGUCAUUCAUAUAAGACAUGAAGAGUGAAGCCAUCGUCAACAAUAUGAGACCGGGGAGCCCAGGAGGACUGUGGGACUCCCUGAAAAAAGCAGCCUUCGUCGUGGGUUCAGGCCUCUUCUUCCUCGCCGCGUUCGGGAACUCGCUGACAUGGCAUCUGCAGAGGUUCUGGGGCGCUUCCGGAGACUUCUGGCAGGAUCUGUGGACGAAGCUGCACCAGAGAUUCGAAGGACACGAAACAGCCCUCUUCUACAUGGGGACCAUGCUGGUUCCCAUGGUGGUGUUCUGGGGUUCCAAUCUGCUGUUCCUAUUGGUCGACAUCACAGGGAAACCCUCCUUCAUCACACGCUACAAGAUCCAGGUUGACAAGAACACUCCGGUGGACCCGGUGAAGCUGCGUCAGGCCAUAAAGUCGGUUCUGUUCAACCAGAUCUUCAUCUCGGGCCCCAUGGUGGUGGGGGUCCGCUACGUGCAGACCCGGCUGGGCGACCCCUGCGGGCCCGUCCUGCCCACCUUCCAGCGCGGUCUGAUGGAGGUGGCCGUCUGCGCCCUGGUGGAGGAGUUUCUGUUCUACUACUCCCACAGGCUGUUCCACCACCCAGCCCUCUACAAGCACUUCCACAAGCAGCACCAUGAGUGGACAGCUCCCAUCGGCGUGGUCUCCAUCUACGCACACCCUAUGGAACAUGUGUUCUCCAACAUGAUGCCGGCAGUGGUGGGGUCCAUGCUCCUCGGCUCCCACAUCUCCACCACCACCCUGUGGUACUCGCUGGCCUUCCUCAGCACCAACAUCUCCCACAGCGGAUACCACCUCCCUCUGCUGCCCUCGCCCGAGUUCCACGACUUCCACCACCUCAAGUUCAAUCAGAACUUUGGCGUGCUGGGGGUUCUUGACCGUCUCCAUGGCACCGACAGCAAGUUCCGGAAGACCAAGCAGUGCGAGCGCCACGUCCUGCUCCUGGGAACCACGCCCCUGAACGAGAGCAUCCCCGACACUCCGAAGAAGACCCAGUGACGACCACUGACCCCCAGCCGGGCUACCUUGGCCUGACCAGGGGUGCGGAGCACCGUUAGAAUUCUUAACCAAACAAAAGUGUAAUUAUUGAUUUCUUGCUGUGGGAUCGUCUCUGAUCGAGUUUUGUGGGGAUGGGUGAAAGCACCUGCUUCUUCAUAUCGCUGUGGCCAAUCCCUGUCAGGUCAGAUCAGUGAUUUCUCCUAGACAGAGGGGAGGGGAGAGAGUGAUGAAUUUCAGAUAGUCCUGAGGGUGAAGAGCUUUCUUCUCAAGCCAGGCUGAGAGUCCUCCCUUCAGCCGGCGGCCAUUUUUUAAAUUGUUAUCUCUGAGCAGAGUUCCCAGCGUCACCAACUGGAAAAGACUCCCUCUGAUGUCUUUACUUACAUUCGAAAAAAACUGACCUUUUGUUUUUAACAAUAGUUAAUUCCAGUGAUAGCACUUACUUACAUUCUGAUCCAGCGCAGGGUUUCCACAAUGCGCCUGUCUGGAGCUCAGCGACAAGAAACAAACCUUAAAGAAACCACUACUCUAUUUGAUUUGCUGGGUGAAAUACUGCACUUUUUAUUAUUAAUGGACCCUUUUGAAAACCUAAUGUAUUACUUUUAGAGGCCUUCUUCCUCCAUAACAAACACAAUGCAAUCGUCACCUUAUUAGACAGUUGUCCAGAUGUAAUUUAAUGGACAAUCAUGGACAAACUGUUGAAUUUGCCUUUGAAGUCUUUGGCGCCUCGGAAUAGAGCUGUUAAAGACGGUAAGCUGUACAUUUCUGUUUAAUAUUUAACCGUGUUGCAGAAAUAAAUAAGUCUAUUAAAGAAAAGUCUACUUAUCGUCACUUUAUUUCGGGAAGGAGUUCUUAGAAAUCCUUCAGCAAACUUUCUUACUUUUUGUAAGUAUGAUUAGAAGGCAGCUGUUGUAUAACUUUGCAAUAUCAGGAACAAAAGGUACAUUGUCCUUUGGCAUUUAGUAGUGUCAUAAGGGCAAUUACACUGACUUGUACAAAGUAAAUUUGCAGGAAACCUCUGUGGCUCAGUGGGUAAGCAUGUGUACACUCGAGUCUACUGCCAAACACAGUACCCCUGGUUCAAAUCUCACUCAAAUCAAUUUAACUGAUAUCAGUUAAGUAAUAUAUAUGUUAUUUCCAAGUAUUUAAAGGGGGAUCCCUGUGGUGUAGUGGGUUGAAAACAAGGCCCUAAACCACAACGUCAUGGGUACAAAUCCAGCACAAAGCGUAGUGCUGAAAACAUCCGUGGGCCAGAUCCCUGUAACCGCAGCGCACUCCCCGACUGUCCAGAUCCCCUCUCCCAACUGUCUUUCCAGGUGCCCAACUGUCCCAGAGGGGAUCAGGGAGUCUAAAAAUAAAUUUACUUUUUAUCAGUUUUAUUGAUAAGUCGAGUUUUAUUUAUAAGUCCAAGAGCAAAAAUUGAGCUGUAAGAAGAUCCUUCAGCCAGAUUUGAACACAAUACCCCUCUCACCACAGCCCACAUCCUUAACCACUGAGCCACCAGGGAUCACAAGUAUCUCCACUCAACAUUUAAAUUUGACAUUGAACUAUCUAGUUGUAACAGCUUGCAGCGUUAGGGUAUCAGAUAAUCAGAAGAAAGCAGGGCUCACUGGUUAGCUCACUGGGUUAGUGUGCAUGCUCUGAUAGCUGGGACAGUACCACAACAGCCUGGGUUCAAAUCCGGCCUUCACCCUGUUCUGUAUGUCUUUCUCCCUCUCCAUUCUUUUCCUGUCACACUUCAAUCAACUGUCCAAUACAGCAUGUCAAACACAAUCCACAACUCAAUAAACUGAGGGAAAUAACCACACAGCAACAUCUUUUAAGGUUUUUUUUGUCCGUUUUGUGAAUUUUUUUCUUUAUUAAGGAAAAGCAUAAUUACUACAAAUUACAAAUAACACUAAUAGCGAAUCACAUCAGCCUACAAAGCAGAUAUUAUGAAUAUUAAAUGUUAUAAUACAUCUCAUUCAAGUAUUUUACAUUUUUCCAUUUUUAUAUAUUUUUUUGUUCCUUUUUCUUAAUUUUCAUCUUUUUUUUCUCUCAUGACAAGCCUAGGGUAUUAAGAUGAACUAUUAACAUUUUAAUGGUUCAUAAACAGCUAUUAUAUGGCUUUAUGGAUUUGUAUGUCCUUUUUUUUCAGUCUCCAGACACCAUAGCCGUUUAGAUCCUCUGAAUAUUGACAUCAGAAACCCCCAGUUUGGGCUAUGUCCAACUGUCAUCUCUCAUCCCCCUCUUCUUCCUUCAGCAUCAGGCCCAGUCCUUGUGAAACUGCAGUCCACCAGGCAUACCGCCCCCUAGUGUUCAGUGGUGUCUCUGCAGCUCUACAGUGUCUGUACCUAGUUGUCUGGUGCCCCGACCACGCCCUCACCCACCCAACCUCACCCCUAGCGCUUUUCCAGGAUGAGUAGGGGGAGGUGGGGGGAGGAGGGGAGCAGAGAUGACAGUCACUGAGGAGGGGAGAGAGGAGGAGAGAGGGAGGGAGGGGCCGUACACAUAGCUGACUGGAAGAUUCUUCUCCUCCCCCAACCCAACCCAGGACCAUAACCACAUACAAUGUCUCAACGUUCAUUCACUAGCACGGGGUAACAACUGAAGUUUGUUUUUGUUCUUUUUUCACCCCAAGUCUUUUAUUCCUUGAGAAAACAACUGAGGAAUUGUCAUCAUCAAAUAAUAGAAGCAUCUUCAAUUGAACCUGCAGAUCCCUCGAGUUGAGCCCAGAAGAC
Messenger RNA from Osmerus eperlanus (European smelt), 3873 nucleotides. RefSeq names its product fatty acid hydroxylase domain containing 2 (gene faxdc2). Gene Ontology annotation, biological process: sterol biosynthetic process. The coding region runs from base 161 to 1156 and encodes 331 amino acids. The transcript is spliced from 9 exons. Gene Ontology annotation, molecular function: iron ion binding; C-4 methylsterol oxidase activity. Lineage: Eukaryota; Metazoa; Chordata; Actinopteri; Osmeriformes; Osmeridae. The record is from RefSeq and is a predicted model, not a curated record. Gene Ontology annotation, cellular component: endoplasmic reticulum membrane.